AUGGCGGUGAUAUCAGACUCAUUGACUUUUCUAUCAGAGCAUCUCCCAGCAAUCCUAGUCCUCACCACUAUACUCUACUUAACAAAAAACUAUUUCACACCAGGAGCAUCUUCAAUCCCGGGCCCAUUCCUAGCCAAAUUCUCUAACAUCUGGAGAUUCAUCGAUGUCGCCAAAGGACGCGCAGAAGUGACACUCCACAAGCUUCAUCAGAAACAUGGAGAUUAUGUCCGACUAGGGCCGAAUGUGGUCAGUGUGCGGGAUUUGGAUGCUUUGAAGAUUAUUUAUGGUAUUAAUAAAGGCUAUCAGAAGACCGAUUUCUAUUGUGUUCAGCAACAAUUAGCAAAGGGUAGACCGACGCCUACUCUCUUUACUACAACUGAUGAAGAGUUUCAUGCUGCUAUCAAACGGCCUAUUUCUUCGGCUUAUUCGAUGAGUACGCUUACUGAGUUUGAGCCGUUUGUUGAUAAGACUAUAUCGACAUUCUUUAGGAAGUUGGAUGGGUUUGUGGAAUCGGGUAGGGUUUGUGAUAUUGCUGCUUGGUUGCAAUUUUAUGCUUUUGAUGUUAUUGGAGAAUUGACGUUCAGUAAGCCACUUGGGUUUCUUGAGAAGGGAGGUGACGUGGAUGGGAUUAUUGUUGCCUUGGAAUAUAUGCUUGAUUAUUCCGGCAAGAUUGGUCAGAUGCCAUGGCUUGACUAUCUAUUCAUCAAAAAUCCCCUCAAGAACCUCUUUGGGGGAGGCUCCACAGGGGCAGUGGCACGUUUUGCCCGCGCACGACUCGACGAAAGACUAAAACAAACGAGUAUAGGGGAUACACUAAUAAGUUCACUCUCAUCUCCGCAUAAAGAUUUCCUCGCCCGCUUCCUAGAAGCAAAAACUGAGCAUCCAAACAUCGUUAACGACAACCAAGUCUUCUCAUACACCGUCAGUAACAUGAACGCCGGCUCAGACACAACAGCCAUCUCUCUACGAGCAAUCCUCUACUACACACUCAAAAACCCACGAGUGUACAAGAAACUAAACGAAGAACUCAACAACGCCUUCGAGGAAAACCGCAUCUCAUUGCCCGUUUCUUGGAAACAAAGCCAAGAACAACUCCCUUACCUAGAUGCAGUCAUUAAGGAAGCUCUCCGUCUACAUCCCGCCGUGGGGCUGAUGCUUGAGCGAAUUGUUCCAGCUGAAGGGCUUCAACUUCCUCAUGGUGGUCCUUUCUUGCCUGCUGGGACAGUCGUUGGGGCUAAUCCCUGGAUUAUACAUCGGCAUUAUGUCUUCGGGGAAGAUGUGGAGUCAUUUAUUCCGGAGCGUUGGCUUAGGAUGGAUGGGGAGGCCGAGGAGGUGUUUCAGGGGAGGAGGCAGAAGAUGUUGCGGGCGACUUUUACGUUUGGGGCUGGGCCGAGGACUUGCAUUGGGAAGAAUGUUAGUUUAUUGGAGAUUUAUAAACUUAUCCCGUCGCUUUUCCUGAGUUAUAAGAUUGAGCUGAAGGAUCCUGAUGCUGAAUGGGAGAUUUUGAAUGCGUGGUUUGUUAGGCAGAAGAAUAUGGAUGUAAGGUUGGAUCGCACAGCAGUG
Molecule: messenger RNA, 1563 nt
Organism: Penicillium canescens
Lineage: Eukaryota; Fungi; Ascomycota; Eurotiomycetes; Eurotiales; Aspergillaceae
Product: cytochrome P450
Exons: 5
Molecular function (GO): oxidoreductase activity, acting on paired donors, with incorporation or reduction of molecular oxygen; monooxygenase activity; iron ion binding
Source: RefSeq, a predicted model, not a curated record